Molecule: messenger RNA, 1852 nt
Organism: Pomacea canaliculata
Lineage: Eukaryota; Metazoa; Mollusca; Gastropoda; Architaenioglossa; Ampullariidae
Exons: 9
Coding region: 501-1520 (339 amino acids)
Source: RefSeq, a predicted model, not a curated record
GGAGUAACCUGACUUUCUACAACCUGUCGAGAGAAGAUAACGGGAGAACAGUGAAGUGCAGGGCCAGCAACGAUUACACAGAUAACAGGCGGCCUGUUGAUGAUGCUACUUUUGUCCUACAGGUCUACUAUGAACCUGUCGUCAGCUUCACACAUGUUUUUGAUGGCAAUGAUUGUGUUGAGGUCUCCAGCCUGUCUGAUUACAAACAGUGUGUUGUUGCCGAAGGAAAGAGGGUUCACAUCAACUGUACUGCUGACAGCAACCCAUCCCCUUUAUCAUUCCGGUGGCUGAGUGAAAACAAAGAUGUCUACUCUAACUCAAGCGAGCUGCUAAUUACAUCUGCUAACCACACCAUCCACAACGGUGACUACAACUGUACGGUGGUCACGAAACAAGUGAACAACGACAGCCGCUUACCUCUAACAUCUUUUGCCAUACUGACUGUUAUUGUUGGUUACUCUCCCAGUGUCCUGGACUUUACCAUAAACAACGUGGACAACAUGACUGUGAAUGUUCAGGAGAAAUCUCGUGUGGACAUGCAGUGCCUUUGUGAUGGCAGACCUGCUCCGAGCAUUCGACUCACUAACUUAACAAAUCCAGAACAACCUUUAAGCCAAAGUCAACCUACAGACAUCUCUGCUAACGAGCAGAGUUCAAAGGUCAAAUUCAGCAUUGAGCAAGUUCCAUGUGAAGCUUCCGGUGUCUACAGAUGUGAUGUCAACAACAGUCUUGGACAGGACAGUCAGAGUCGCACGUUACUUGUGUAUUGUGCUCCCAGAAAUGCUGAUUUUGAUGGAAGUCCCCCAACAGUCGUUUCAAUAAAUAGUAAAGGACAUUUCAGUUUUAAAUUGACUGCUUACCCCACACCAGUGGUCCAGAAAUUAAUUUAUCUUGGCACUAAUGAAAAUUCUGAUGGACAUCUCGCGAAGGAAAACAGUAUUUCUGUGGAAUGUACUGGAAGCUGGUUGGCUCCUGCUACAGUCAUCUGCACUAUCAGAGUUGUGAACAUAACACACCAAGAUGAAGGUUUCUACAAAGUUGAUUUGAGUAACAGUGAGGGAGAAAUGUCUGUCAUCUUCUCUGUCAAACAAGCGACGUUAGACGAGGAUCAGCCAGCAACAACAACCAAGACAGACGACAAAGCAAUAAUCGCCGGGCUGGCCGUGGUGUUGGCAGUUGUCGUUGUUGUAAUUAUCGCUUUUGUCGUCUGGAUGUGGCGACGGGGAUGGAUGCUACCUUGUGCUAGAGAUGGUGUCAACGAUAGAGGUCAACACCAAAACCAGACGAAUGGUGACUCAUCAGAUCAACGCCUAUCUUCGGCGAUUUCAAAAGCCUGCACCUCAAGAGAAGUCGUAGCACAAGAAGCUUCGCUGUAUGCCGGAUUAAAAAUGCAGGAUGUAGGCAAGAGGUCCCACUAUGAAGAGAUCCAGCGAUACCAGAAUGCACCGGCAAUGUCGCCGUACGAAGUUGUGAGUGACACAUCGGGCACAGAGAAAGAAGAAUACAGCUACGUUAACUAAGAUGGAAUGAUUUCUGUAAAUUCUGUUUCUUAUGAAACUUAAUGACUAAUGCAAUCUUGCUUGAUCUUCAAAAAGUUACUUUCUGUAAAUUUAGCCAAACGUCUUUUUUUCACCUCAUUACCUUAUAAAUGUCAACAGAAACAAAAAGAAAGAGAAACCUGAGAAAAACAAUGAUAAUGAGGAUAUAUUUAUAUAUACGGUGACUACUGUUGCAGUACUAUGAAUUAUAAGAAGUGUAGACUACUUAUUAGAUUAGCAGGUACGUUUUAUACAAACAUGAAAUCGUAUAUUUAAUAUAUAUAUAUAUAUUCAACCAUUUAUCUUUGCCUUUU